GCACGUUCGGCGAACCGGCUGUGGUUCCUCCGAAAGUUUGGGUGGGCCGAGGCUGGGGCGUGUUUUCAGUAGAAGGUGGUGGAAUUUGGGCCCAUUGGCUUGUAAAUUGCACCGCUGGCUAAAAGGCUUUCAGUAACUUGCCUAGGCAGAGAGAGGUCAUACUUUAAAACCAAGGGUGAAAAUUUUAAGUAGUUGAAAAACACCUGCUGAAAACAGUGGACCAUGGGGUUCUUGGGGAAAGAUCACUAAAAUCGAGUUCUUGCUAACUUCCAUCUCUGGUCUGUGGUUUCCACGCUCCGUUUUUGUUUUUGUUUUUGUUGUCGUAAAGGCCUGAAGGAGCCCUUGAGUGAGAGCUACGCAGCUUUGAGAACCACUGGCCAGGGGGCACUGGGGAGCAGUUCCCCGGGAACAUUGGCAGAGAGAGAGGAGGAGGGUAGAUUUUAACCCGUACCUGGGAGGGUUGGGGGAAGGGAGAGAUGGGCAUUUAUGGAUAAGCUUGUGGACAGGGCAGCCCCCUGGGCUAACUUUACCUUAGAAAUUAAAACAGAAAAUUUAAAACUUUAUUAACUUAUUUCAGAAAUAAUCGUUAUAGGUUCACAAACUAUAUUUAUAUAUAUAUAACUAUAUAUUAACUGUAUAUAUAUACACACACAUAUAUUUUGAAAAAUAACAAUAUUUCUCCCCAGAGCUUAGGAGGAAGAGUGGCACUGUUUUACAUUUUUGCAAAUCUCUUUCACGUCUGUCAAGUCCUUGCCAGGUCACAUGUCACAGAGCCUCACGAGGGGUCCACUAUGCACUCAUGAGAGAAUGAGAAUGGAAAAGGCGGGUACAGCCUAGGGUUAUCGUGGAAAUCGUUUUGACCACAUGAUCCUCCUGCGAGGCUCACCCCAGACCACACUUUGCAAACUGCAAAUUUAGGAUAAUGUUUUUCUUAUUAUAAAAACAAAAAAGUUCCUGUGCUUUGUGGAAACACUUUUACAUAUUUUUCAGAACACUGUAAGAAAAUGAGAACUGCCCAUCACGUUACAAUCCGCUGUGUCUUUAUUUUAAUAAUCAAGUGUAGCAACCGCCUGAUUUGAGUGGCUUGGAUUCCAGGCGGGUUGGGUAGAUGUGAGUGGCCUUCAGGUUUUGAAUGGGGACAAGGAAGCUCUAAUAUCCCACAAAGCUGACGCGGGUUCCUGGUUGCAGGCGGAGCUGACCUGGAAACCUCUCCUUGGCCACUGUCCUUUCUAAGGAGCUCACCUUCCAGAGCCCGCCCGCCCAGAACUGGCAGGGGACCCUCUUAGGAGCAGAGAAAAAUGGCGAUCUUCAGGCAGCUGUCCCUGCGUGCAAAGGCUGCCCUGGCCGCCGGCACUGUCUUCGUGUCCAUGAUUGUGUCCCGCUCCUGUCUGGCGGGGAGCCUUGAGCUCCGGGCCUGGCGUUGGCUGUUCCGCCUGCAGCUCGCCCUGUUUGCCAACUCGCUCAUGCUCAUUGGCUCCCUCUACAUCUGGCGGAGCACAGUCAGCAACCUCAGCCACUGCCCGGGCGCCGAAUCCGCCUGUUUCCAGCUCUGGAAGAUGGCGGUUGUGGCGUUUCUGGCCCUGGCCCAUUCCAGCUUCUUCACCAUGCUCUUUUUAGUGGCCGAGGAGCCCUAUCUCUUCUCCUUGGCAGCCUACUCCUGCCUCGGGGCGUACAUCAUCAUGGUCUUCUUCCUCUGCACCCUCAGUGGCAUGGAGCAGGCCUAUCAGCUCGUGGCCUGGCGCAGCGGCAGGGUCGUGGGCGGCCUCGACAAGACAAGGAAGGUGGCGGUCAGGCCGGCCCUGGCGGUGGCAGUGACCGCUGUGCUCAGUGUGGCUGGGCUUCUGAACGCCGCCCAGCCCCCGGCCGUGAAGACCGUGCAGGUGCCCGUCCAUCAGCUGCCUCCCUCCAUGGACGGCCUCAAGAUCGCGCUCCUCUCCGACAUCCACUUGGGCCCCACCGUGGGCAGGACCAAGAUGGAGAUGUUCGUGAGGAUGGUGAACGUGCUGCAGCCAGACGUCACGGUGAUCGUGGGGGACCUCUGUGACGCGGAAGCCUCCACCCUGCGGACGGCGGUCGCUCCUCUGGACCAGCUUCGCUCGCGCCUCGGCGCCUACUUCGUCACGGGGAAUCACGAGUACUACACGUCGGACGUCAGCAACUGGUUCGCGCUGCUGGAAUCCCUGAACGUCAGGCCCCUUCACAAUGAGAACGUGAGGAUUUCCGCCACGGGGGCCCAACCCGGGGGCGCUGAGGACGACGACUGGAUCUGCUUGGCUGGGGUGGAUGACAUCGAGGCGGACAUCCUGCACUACUACGGCCACGGCAUGGACCUGGUCAAGGCCCUGGGGGGCUGCCGCCCGGACCGCCCCACCAUCUUGCUGGCUCACCAGCCCCUGGCUGCCAAGAGAGCCCUGCAGGCUCGGCCGGAUAUUAGCCUCAUUCUUUCUGGGCACACGCAUGCCGGGCAGAUCUUCCCCUUGAACGUGGCAGCCUAUCUCCUCAACCCCUUCUUCGCCGGCCUCUACCAGGUGGCCCAGACCACGUUUGUGUACGUCAGCCCGGGCACCGCCUACUAUGGGAUCCCCAUGAGACUGGGCACCAGGGCAGAGAUUACCGAGCUCAUCCUGCGGCGGGCUCCUUGAACCUGGCCCUGCGCCCCUUCAGAGUCCUCGCCCUUCACCCUCCGU
Molecule: messenger RNA, 2687 nt
Organism: Herpailurus yagouaroundi (jaguarundi)
Lineage: Eukaryota; Metazoa; Chordata; Mammalia; Carnivora; Felidae
Gene: TMPPE
Product: transmembrane protein with metallophosphoesterase domain
Exons: 1
Coding region: 1299-2642 (447 amino acids)
Molecular function (GO): hydrolase activity
Source: RefSeq, a predicted model, not a curated record